Arachis duranensis is the source of this 1741-nucleotide messenger RNA. Its product is annotated as serine/threonine-protein phosphatase PP1. NCBI's taxonomy places the organism in Eukaryota, Viridiplantae, Streptophyta, Magnoliopsida, Fabales, Fabaceae. The record is from RefSeq and is a predicted model, not a curated record. The transcript is spliced from 4 exons. Gene Ontology annotation, molecular function: protein serine/threonine phosphatase activity. The coding region runs from base 483 to 1463 and encodes 326 amino acids. Gene Ontology annotation, cellular component: cytoplasm; nucleus.
CCAUUCCACUAGUCUCUCUCCCCGUCUUUUCUUUAACCUACUCAACAAAAAUCCCAAUCCCCGCUUUCCCUUUUCCAAUUCAUUCCCCUCUCGAUAAUUCACAAUUUAGAUUCUAGAAACCCAACCCAACCCAACCUGACAUCUUCCUCCCCCGUUUUUUGGUUUUCUUCGUCCUCACCCACCAAUGUCCAAAUCCCUCCCUUCUUCCCCUCCGAUCCCAAAACGGCAACCCCCUCCCACCAAAACGACACCGCUCUGAUUCCUCCUCCACCGUCUUCUUUUGCAUGCUAUCAUUAUCAUUAUUAUUAUUAGUAUUAUAGUUAUCUGCUCACUCGCUACACUCCUAUUCAUCAUCGUUAUCAUCAAAUCCGACCCUUUCCAUGACCACCAACACCGCAUUCAAAGCCAAUAAAAAAUAGAUAAACAAAUUGAAAAAGAAAAGGCGUUGACUUUUUUUUUAGGGUUUGGUGGUGAAGAAGAAAAUGGAGCAAGCGGUUGUGGACGACAUAAUAAACCGAUUGCUGGAAGUUCGGGGGAGGCCGGGGAAGCAGGUGCAGCUCUCGGAAUCGGAGAUCAAGCAGCUGUGUGCCGCUUCCAGAGAGAUUUUCUUGCAGCAGCCCAAUUUGUUGGAGCUUGAAGCCCCCAUUAAGAUUUGCGGUGAUGUACAUGGUCAAUAUUCUGAUCUUUUAAGGCUUUUUGAGUAUGGUGGAUUACCACCUGAGGCCAACUACUUGUUUUUGGGUGAUUAUGUAGAUCGAGGGAAGCAGAGUUUAGAAACAAUUUGCCUUCUCCUUGCUUAUAAGAUAAAAUAUCCUGAGAACUUUUUCCUUUUGAGGGGGAAUCAUGAAUGUGCUUCUAUAAACCGUAUAUAUGGAUUUUAUGAUGAGUGUAAAAGAAGGUUCAAUGUAAGGUUAUGGAGGACAUUUACAGAAUGCUUCAAUUGCCUGCCUGUGGCAGCUCUCAUUGAUGAAAAAAUUUUGUGCAUGCAUGGGGGACUUUCUCCUGACUUAAACAAUUUGGAUCAGAUUAGAAAUCUUCAGCGGCCAACUGAUGUACCAGAUACGGGUUUGCUAUGCGAUCUCCUAUGGUCAGAUCCAAGCAAAGAAGUUCAAGGUUGGGGAAUGAAUGAUAGGGGAGUUUCAUAUACAUUUGGUGCAGAUAAGGUCUCCGAGUUUCUUCAGAAACAUGAUUUGGAUCUUAUUUGUCGUGCUCAUCAGGUGGUGGAGGAUGGAUAUGAGUUCUUUGCUAACCGACAGCUUGUAACAAUAUUUUCAGCACCUAAUUAUUGCGGGGAAUUUGACAAUGCUGGCGCUAUGAUGAGUGUUGAUGAAACUCUAAUGUGCUCUUUCCAAAUAUUAAAGCCUGCUGAUAGAAAAGGAAAGCUCAAUUUCGGAAGUACAACGACUGCUAAGCCAGGAAACUCUCCAGCUGGUGUGAAGUCCUUCCUAGGUACAAAAGUAUGAAGCAAAUUUUGGCGAAAAAAGGGGUUGCUGAUGCAUGAAGUCAGUGUGGUCACGAAGCUGUCAUAGUUGGCUGCCACAACAGGGUCAGCUUGGUCAAAGAAGAUGCAGUAGUUGCAAGAAAAAGGAUAGUUGAGUACCAUUUGGUCGUCUAUGAUAUUUGGGAAUUGUAAAAAAAAAAAAAAAUAAUAGAAACAUCAUCAUCCUCAUGAACUACUAUGUAGACCAUUGUUUUUCUAACUGGUACAAAAAUUUGCAUCGAGUCCUUUGUUUUCAUUGUA